This is a messenger RNA of Helobdella robusta, 786 nucleotides long. RefSeq lists its product as hypothetical. Lineage: Eukaryota; Metazoa; Annelida; Clitellata; Rhynchobdellida; Glossiphoniidae. The record is from RefSeq and is a predicted model, not a curated record. Bases 1 to 786 code for a protein of 261 amino acids. The transcript is spliced from 6 exons.
AUGGCGACAAAGAUGAUUACGAUCAUGAUAAGCGUGAAAUUGAACUUUGAAGCUGCCAAUCUCUGGUACAAACACCUGAACGACGCUAUGAUGAAGGCAUCCGAUUGGAUGAAGGAAGCCAGGAAUAUUAGGAUUGUCAACAUCCAAACAUUGGAAACAAUUCUGAAACAAUCACCAGAAAACGUGAGAACUGGCCGCAACUUCCUGCACAACGCCCACCGACGCUGCAAAGUGAGAUUUCUUCGCAUCAGCUACACGACGCUCUCGCAGACGCCACUCAGUGGUUCGACGACGACCCUUCAAUCCAACUUCACGCUCGUGCCAUCUCUCGAGUCGACACCGCCAAAUAUCGUUCUUCAGCAGGAAAGUAAUGGCGAGACCAAGCGGCAGUCCCUCAGGAAAACCCGGGUCUUCUAUAAAACCCCUUCUGGUUUAUCGUACAAGACAUUCAUGCCGAGUGCAGUGAAGAUCGGCAUGUGCACUGGAGCCCCGCAGUAUGAGAAGUUUUCUUCUGUCUGGAUGAGAUCACGUGCCUGGCUGCAGUGCGUUGAUAGGAAAGUGGUGACCAUAGAAACGGUACACCACCCUUUGAAACUGGCAUGGAACCAGCAAGAUUGUGGGGAGACUACAUCACUGUGCCCCCACCAGAACAUCGAGGCCAACAUCCGCAUGGUCCAACUGAUCAGAGUGUACAUGGAUGGCGAUUACACUGAACCAUCGACUGACCAACUGCCCAUGCUGCCUCCAGUCGAAGAAGUCAACGAUUGUUUCUGUGUGGUCUGCUGA